This is a messenger RNA of Melitaea cinxia (Glanville fritillary), 624 nucleotides long. RefSeq lists its product as uncharacterized. Lineage: Eukaryota; Metazoa; Arthropoda; Insecta; Lepidoptera; Nymphalidae. The record is from RefSeq and is a predicted model, not a curated record. The transcript has a single exon. Bases 1 to 624 code for a protein of 207 amino acids.
AUGUUCGCUAAAAAAACUCCCAUUAAGUUUGGACACGGGCUGAGCACUAGUGUUCCGAAAAGUAAAGACGUUCUCCCCGAAGUAGCCUUAGCGGCUAUCGCUUCUUACAAAAAGCAAAAAGAAGUUAGUGACUUUAUGAGCUUUUUUCUCGGGGCUCUGGAGCGGAAUUCCGAUUGGCUAAACGGGGUCGUUGGCAAGCAAACGAACUUCAGAUGCGCAUUGAUGGUAGGAGCUGGACCGAACCGAUUUCAACUUCAGGAAAUAAUAUACCCGACCAGCGAAAACGAUAUCCAGCUAGAAGUAGAGCAUAGAGAUUCGGAAGAUUACGAUAAAAUCGCUAUUGCAGCUUUAUUGAAACUUACGAAUUUUGAAAUCGACCAGCUAUUAAAAUAUAUUAAAAAUCGCCUACAUGACAAUCGUAUUUUGAAAGAAGAUUUGCUAAAAGGAAAAUCUUUGGGAAUAAGUUUCGCAGUUUUGAGACCUUUUUCGGAAAAACAAUACCGUGUUGUUGAAAGAAUAACAAUAGGUAGUUCCAUGAAAUGCGUAAUACCAGUGAAGAAAAGGCGACUAGAUGAGAAAUCGAUUGCUAGGUCUCCUUUAAAGAAGACAAAACGCUUUGCUUAG